UCCUACUCACCAGACAAACGCCGACUGACUGACUUGUUGCCAAGGUGAUAUCAGACGCAGCGUACCAGUAAUGACUUUGUCAGAUAUAAAAUGUAAACUGCUGUCAUUUGAUAGCUAUUGUGUUGACUCAAUUUGUGCUAAACUAGAUGGCCGGGGUGUUCAAUUUGACUGCCAACAGCUCAUUUUGCUGAAGAUACAACCUUGUGUGAUAUAGUCAUCAAUGAUGGGAACCUGCUGACGUGUUGGAUACAUUGACUCAAUAUGUGAUAUCGUACGACGAGGCCGUCAACAGGUAAACUGUCAACACAUUGAAUUCCACGAUCAGGCAUAACUGGUUAGGAACAAACACUAGUCUGUAUGACCGAGGGGACUUUAGGAUUGAUGUUCACCGCCGGUAUGUCGGCAUGUAAUGGCCGGGAACCUGCGAGCAUUAUUCAUCCUGAACCAAUUUUUUUUUAAUAUUGCACCCAUUUUCAUCUGAUCUUUAUUCGGUGAAGAUAGCAGUCUGUUUUUGGAUCGAAAAGACCAAACGGAAGAAUUAAUCGAAUAACGCAUUCCAUUCUUCACUUCUAGAAUUAUCGAAACAAAUACGAGAAACAUUAACAGGGCUACCUGCAUGCAUAACUUCAUCAGCGGUCAGAAGUCAUCGGUAUGCUCAACCACGUGUUAUCCUGAGAUUCCCAACGGACCUUCAGUUCAUUUCAUUAAUGGUCGGUACAGCGCGCAUAAAACCUACAGUGACAGGGAAAGUUUUUGCCAGUGUUUCACUUUAAAUAACCUUUUUUGGUCAACCGUGGUCCAAUUUUGGCACUAUAUAUAUUUAAGUGUUUUGAAAUACUUCAGACUUACAUGAGAAAAUACAGACAGUGCUGCUUUUUCUUCUGAAGUGGACUAUAAUUUAUUAGAUUCAGUCGGAGGGUUCAGCCGACUUCGUGCGGACUACGCAAUAAACGUGAUCCUCGCCGCCUGAAACUCUCAAUUCCUGCGAAGUGAACAUCAUGUACCGGCAUGUUGGAGCAUUAUGAGAUCCUUUGAGUUUCAAGGAGAAGAGGCAUCGACACGAUACGUCAAAUAUAAAGAAUGAAAACUUGAUCAUCAAUACUAUUGAUUGACACAGUUAAUCUAUCCGAGGACACGUUCGAUCAAUAUUGCUUGACAUGACUUUUCCUUAAAAGUUCCAACUCCUUGAAUUAGUGUAUUUCGUCAUCAACUUUCUUUGAAUCGCAUAAAAUGGGAAAGAAAGUGAAAACGUUUGACAUACACUUCAGCAACCCCAAGGAUGUUUACAGAGCAGGAGAACUGGUCAAAGGAUACGUAGAAGUGGACGUACAGAACGAGAUCAAAAUUAGAGGUAUCCGUAUCCUGCUCCAUGGUAGCGCAUUCGUGCACUGGACGGAGCGCUACACGUCAGGCUCCGGUAAGAACCACCGCACUGUCACGAAGGCAUUCACUGCGGGAGAAACUUACUUCAACCACACACAAGUAUUAUUUGGAAAGGCUGAAGGCGAAGAGGGUGAAGACCCAGUACUUAAACCUGGUGUAUUCAAAUACCCAUUCAAAGUACAACUACCGCCUAACUUGCCGGCAUCGUUUGAGUCUAACCUCUACGGAAGAAUAAGGUACUGGGCCAAGGCCUAUAUCGACAGACCUUGGAGAUUCGACAAGACUACGAAGAAGCCGUUCAAUGUUAUCGGACAGGUCGAUACGAACACAGAACUUAAUGCAUUUCAACCUCAGUCUGGACAGGCUCAGAAAACGCUAUGCUGCAUGUGUUGCGAGUCCGGUCCAAUCGCAGCCAUCUUGAAAUUGGAAAAGACCGCGUUCGUUCCUGGAGAGGAUUUGAGGCCGAAUGGAGAGGUCAUCAACCACAGUAACCGGACUAUGGCAUCUUCCAAGCUGGAAAUUUUACAAAUCAUAACAUUUCACGCCAAGACUAAAUCGCGACGCUCAACGCGGACAGUAGCCGAGCUGGGGCAAGGCGAGAUACGACCUGGAGAGACGGCUAUUUGGACGGGUAGGCAACUGAAGUUGCCCCCUGUGCCACCAUCAGGGCUUGCAGGAUGUAGGAUCAUCGACGUUGAUUAUAAACUCAAGCUUGUGGUGAUCCCAGCUGGUCCAGCGUUUGACGUUGAAGUGCCCUUGGCCCUGUUGGUCGUCCCGACGCCUCCCGUUCCAAGUCGACCACCAACCAGCAGCCAAGUCCAAUUUAUCCAUACCAAUGGGAACAGGCGAACGGGCUCUAUGCAGCAGAGUGGCCAAGUUAAAAACUGGUACAAAGAUGUACCCCCUCCAACGUAUGAAGAAUGUGUCUUCGGGAAGGUCGACGUUCAUGAUGAGAAUGACAACGAUUUUACCAUGGGCGUGAUGACAUUUGCCCCCCACUAUAUUUACUACAACUUCCCCGAUAGAGUAACGACCCGAUCUUCCAGAUCGAGUUUUCAGAGGUGAUAGCUGUGGCAAAUUCCUCUCUAUAGAACACUCAGAAAACAUGGACGUACACAAUUGAAAUCGGGUCGAACACUGAAGACAGAGUUAUGUCAAAAACGAUGGCAAAGGUAACGAGCUGAGAGUAAAAGCUUAUGGGACAUGCGGGAAACACCUAAUUAGCCAACUGUAUGAGAGUCUGCUGCAAAAGCAGUCCAUGGUGCAAUAAGUUGCCAGCCUGUGUGAAUUCCUUCAAAACAGUCUAGGUGUCAUGGGGUCAUCGUAGAUUGUGACUGACUCAUAUGUACAUCCUCGAGGCUCGAGCCACAGUAUUGGUUGACCGAUUCAGGAUGUUACUGUCUCAAAUUAAAGGUCUUCACUGUCCCAUUCGUUAUUCAGUGGACUCUGAGUGCGACAUUACUGUGUGCUUUAGCGCUAACCAUCUUAUCGACAGGUACACCACUCACUGCCAAGACAACCCACACACAGUCAAGAAAGAAGAAACAGAAACGACAUUUUGAAAUUAUUAUGCCCUUUAUAAUGAUAUAGUGUCUAAUUGCAUUACAUUCUACUUUAGUAUAGGUUCUGGUAAUUUUUAUUUUGUCAUUUGCUGAAAUUUGUAGGUACAUGUACAAUCAUGAUGU
Lineus longissimus is the source of this 3068-nucleotide messenger RNA. RefSeq names its product arrestin domain-containing protein 3-like. The record is from RefSeq and is a predicted model, not a curated record. The transcript is spliced from 7 exons. Gene Ontology annotation, biological process: protein transport. Gene Ontology annotation, cellular component: cytoplasm. NCBI's taxonomy places the organism in Eukaryota, Metazoa, Nemertea, Pilidiophora, Heteronemertea, Lineidae. The coding region runs from base 1231 to 2448 and encodes 405 amino acids.